AUGAUAUGGCCAGGACUUGCAUUAUUUUACUGUUCAUCGAUGGACUGGAUUUCGAGUAUUGUGUUAUUAUUGGUGUUUUAUAUCAUACAAUUUUACUUCAAAUAUUUCACGCGUUCUAAUAAAUUACCUGGACCCAUUCCACUUCCUAUCGUUGGAAAUUCCCUUCAGUAUCAUGGAAAUCCAGCUAUAUGGGUAUCAAAGCUUCAAGAAAAGUAUGGUGACAUAUGUGAGUUGUACAUGGGUACGGAGCGACAAAUUUUGUUGUCAAAUGGAGACUUAGUCUCGAAAAUUGUCAGUCCUCAGACCAACAAUAAUUUCCUGAUCCGCAUCACAGCUCGACAAGGUCUUGAUGAGAUUGAUGUUACCACCAAGGGAAUCACUUUCAAUCGUAAUCUAGAAUCAUGGUCAUAUAAUCGAAAAUUUUUUAAUCAGGCCAUUAGCUCUCCUAAAUUUCUAAAGCAGACAGUGGAAAAGACGCAAGAGUUGUUUUUCGAAAUGGUAAAUUAUUGGUCAAAUCUUGGUCAAGAUGCGGAUUUGAAUUUCUCGGAAUGGAUGUCUCAAUUCACGAUGGAUCUUGUUUUUCUUAUGACGACCAACAGGAGAGCUUACACUUUUGCAAAUUAUUACAACAUAAUUUCGGAAAAUAAAGUAGAAAUUUCAGAAGGUGUCCUAAAAGAAGCCGGAACUUUUAUUAGGAAUAUUCAAUCAUGGUUGUGUGCUUUACAGUUUUUCAUGGACACGCCAAAACUAUGGCGGGAUUGUAUACCAGGUCUCAGGAAGAAGGCGGACGCAAUGAAGAGUGAUAUUGAUACAGUCAACCAAGCCUUUCUUGAUCUUAUUCGGGAUCGAAAACGAGAAAUAGAGAGAACUCCGUUAGAUGAACCAUUAAGGGCAGAUAUUUUAACAAUGUUGUUAACGGUUAAUACUCCACGCGAUAUUACCACAAAUAUAGCGGAUGAUGAACAUACGAGACCAAUGACAGAUGAAGAAGUUCGGGGAAAUUUGUUGGAAGCAAUCGCCGCUGGUGUCGACACCACGGCAAAUACCUUUUGUUUCAUUGUAUACCAUUUAGCACAUCAUCCCAAAGUGAAAGAGUUGAUGAUAAAAGAAUUUGAUUCUGUCUUUGGUGAUCGGCCUAAUCGUCUGAUUUUGUACGAAGAUCUGAAUAAAUUAGAGUAUUGCGAGGCGAUAAUCAAAGAAGUAUCUCGCAUAAUGUCAAUUGUGCCGGUGAUAUUUAGGAUGGCAAUUCGAAGCGAUGAGAUAUCAGGCCAUCAUUUCAGUGGUUCGACACAGUUCUUGCUUAAUUCUUUUGCAAUUCACAACCAUAAAUCUCACUGGCAAAAUCCGGAGGAAUUUGAUCCUUCUCGUUUUAUGAGAGACGAAAGUAACUCAAAAUCAAAGGUUCACAACAACUCGCUUUUGAUUUUUGGUGGAGGGUUGCGCAUGUGCCCAGGGAAGAAAUUUGCCAUGACAUUAAUUAAGACUUUAAUGGUAUCGGUGUAUCGGAAGUAUGACGUCGAACUGACAAAUAUGGACGCGCCUCUAAAGUAUCAUUAUUCUGUAGUAAAGCAUUGUGAUGAUCUUAAUGUUCGGACCAUGACUAAAUACUCGGGAAGCAGCAGCAGAUCUAGUGGUGGCGGAAGCCAUGGUUCAAGACCUCAUAGCGGCAGCGUUUCUUCAGCAAAGACUAGUGCUAAUACUCGUGCCAACGCCUACAAUCCUGGUGCUCGAAGUUAUAAUCCUACAGUCAAAGGAAAUACGGGCGGAAGAUCUGCUAUGAGAAGCCAUAAAACUGCUGCAAAGAAUAAUGAAAUUAUUAGAGAUACUGGUGAAUGGUAG
Messenger RNA from Acaulospora morrowiae, 1839 nucleotides. The record is from the annotation of a GenBank genome assembly. NCBI's taxonomy places the organism in Eukaryota, Fungi, Glomeromycota, Glomeromycetes, Diversisporales, Acaulosporaceae.